AUGACGCAGGUGACCUCGAAACCGGUCGCAGUCUCCGUCAAAAAGCCACCGGUUAACGCAGCGAAAAAGGCCGCCGUUCCGCCGCCGCGACUUUCAGAAGACGAAGACGAAUACGGCACGGGGGACGACGACGAUUUCGACGACGGCGACGUUCUUGUCGAGCAAAUGUUGACGGCGGCCAAGGCGAUGACCGUGAACGACGCGGCGAUGGCCCGCCGACUGGACAAGGCUCUGCGGACCAUGGACGAGACCGACAAGAGCGAGGCCGAUCUGGCCGACCAAACGUUCGUCACGUACCUGGCGCUGUACCCGGCGUGGCUCGCGUACGUGCAGGCCGCCGAACCGGCGGCCCGGGAAAGCAAGUUCGCGGAAUACCAAGAGCUGCUGAAACAGUACGAAAAGGGCCAGGAGGAUAUGAUCAACAUCCUGUUACUGCUGAUACACUUGCAGAAAACACUGUUGCCGUCCAACGUGCUGCCGGACCCCGAAAACCGCAUAAAACCGGCCCUCGACGUAGCGGAUGAGCUCAAGAUACUCGAUAGACCAUAA
This is a messenger RNA of Cinara cedri, 549 nucleotides long. The record is from the annotation of a GenBank genome assembly. NCBI's taxonomy places the organism in Eukaryota, Metazoa, Arthropoda, Insecta, Hemiptera, Aphididae.